Ciona intestinalis (vase tunicate) is the source of this 2854-nucleotide messenger RNA. NCBI's taxonomy places the organism in Eukaryota, Metazoa, Chordata, Ascidiacea, Phlebobranchia, Cionidae. The record is from RefSeq and is a predicted model, not a curated record.
CAGCAAGUGACUGGACUUAACAAGUGAGAAGUGUCAAUCAACCGAAAUGAAGGUCGCUUUCGCUCUCGUAGUUCUCGUUUCAGGUUUCGUCUCUGCACAAGCUUUACAAUGCUGGGUUUGUACAAACGCUAAGUCGAACGCACAUUGUCUUACUGAAGGGCACCUGCAAUCCUGCCAACCGAAUGAAGAAGCUUGUCAAAACGAAGUGAGGACUGACAACUUCGGAUUGAGGAUAACAAAGCGUUGCAAGCAAGCACAUGCAUGCGACAAUAACUUUAUACAGAAUCCAAGACCGGCUUGGUAUCCGGCCCAAUGCAACCCCAAAGUACGUCACACAGUUUGUAGAUGCUGUUGUGACUUCAAUGAGUGCAACCGACCUGCUUUAUUCUGCCUUGAUCGCGCACCUGAAUGCCCACCGAUCGGCGCUCCCAGGUUCGGCCGAAGAGACUGUGUUUUCCAAAGCACAUUCGUCGAAGUCGGAAGUGUGUGUUCUUUUACGUGUAACAGAGGUUACAGGCUACAAGGAGACGUUACAAGCACUUGUAUAGCAGAUGCAAACAAUGCGACUGCCGCAUUCAAUAACCCAGUACCAGUUUGUGUUCCUACCACAUGUAAUCCACCCCAACGGGCUCCAGGUAACGGUCGAGUGACUUGCACGAACGAUAACUUGCUGGGCAGUGUGUGUACGUUUUCUUGCAGAGGAGGAUAUUUCUUAAGUGGCAGCCAAAGAACGACUUGCGGAGCUGACAACAGUUGGGACAACGCCCCACCCACCUGCAUUAAGAUAACAUGUCGUCCACCUUACACUAAUCCAACCAACGGUCGUGUUGGUUGCAGUGACAGGAACAACGAAGGCAGUAUUUGCGAAUUUUCCUGUGAUGUUGGCUACGCUAUGAUUGGUGCAGCAGUGUCCACGUGCAUUGAUGACGCAGACAAUGACGAGUUUGGAAUCUGGAAUUCUCCAGCACCGAUUUGUCAACGCAUCACGUGCAUUCCACCACACACUGAUCCGUUAAACGGUCGCGUCGUCUGCCUCGACAUGAACUAUGUUGAUAGUUCUUGCUCAUUUACUUGCGAUGCUGGAUUUGCUUUGGUCGGUGCGGAAGUUUCAACAUGCUUGGAUGAUUUUGAUGGAAACUUGCUGGGCGCUUGGAGUUCUAUUGCCCCGACUUGCCAGCCAAUUGUGUGUCUACCGCCGCACAUCAAUCCAGCCGACGGUGCAGUUUCUUGCACGAAUUCCAAUUUCAUGGCGAGCCAGUGUUCUUUUAGCUGCUCUGUCGGAUUCGCAUUGGUCGGUCCACCAGUUUCAACUUGCAACGAUGACUUUAACGGAGAUACGUUAGGCGCGUGGAACAACAUCGCACCCACUUGCCAACCCAUUACCUGUAUUCCGCCACACACCUCACCAGAGAACGGCGCAGUCGUGUGUAGUAAUGCUAACUUCUACGCCAGCGAAUGUGUGUUUGAAUGCGACACCGACUAUGUUUUAACUGGAGAAUCAGCUUCAAGCUGUUUGGAAGGAGUGCCCGGAGAUACUGUCGGCGCGUGGAGCUCUCUUGCGCCAACCUGUGAACGAAAGCAAUGCGCAGCACCCCCAAGCCCCCCGACUAACGGCUUCAGAGUGUGCACAGACGGCAACUUUAUCGGCUCCCAGUGCGAAUACGGAUGUGACGCAUACCACACCCGGGUUGGUCCACUUUACUCUACAUGCGUAGAAGGGUCGGAUGGAAACCUUGUUUUUGACAACCCCGCACCCGAGUGUCAACCUAACCAGUGUCCAGAGCAAGGGCCACUUAGACACGGUCGUAUGACGUGUUCGGAUGCGAACAACGCCCCAUCAACAUGCUUGUUUCAAUGUGUGGAUCCUGGUUACCAACUCUACCCAGCAGAUAUGACACAAAACACUUGCAGAAACGACUCACAGUGGAAUUUACCGAAACCUUGUUGCGCUCGACCUUGUCCACCAUUCGCUUUAAUGGAUGCUGUUUUCAUACUUGAUUCGUCGUCGUCCAUUGGAACCGCAAACUGGGUCACUAUGAAAACUUUCGUCCGCAACGUACUCGGGUCAUUCGUGCUGGCUCCAGACGCAGCUCGUUUCUCAGUUUUUAGAUACAACCGUCAUGUUGACAACACCACUCAAAUUCUUCUCAACGAGUUCGAAAAUGACAUCGACCUCUUUUUAAACAAGUUUGAUGACAUCCCAUAUGAUGGCAGUGGAACCUGGACAGGUCAAGCACUGAGACACGCCAAAGACACCAUUCUGCUCCCGGGUAAUGGAAACCGACCCGGAGUCAAAGACGUUGUCCUUAUUAUUACAGAUGGUCGCUCCCAAGAUGACGUCAGAGAAGUUUCCCAGCAACUGCGAGCACAAGGGGUUUUGACGUACGCCCUUGGUAUUGUACCUCCUAUUGGGAGUUUGGACGAGACACAACUGUUAGAUAUUGCUGGGUCUCAAAGCAACCUUCUUAUUGCUACAAGUUUCAGCACUUUGGACCAGCAGUUCUCCAAUCAACUUAGCUCACAGAUCUGUGGCAAUCCCUGCCCGGAUGAAUAAAUGUGAUUCCGCGGUGCAUACAAAUUUGCAAGAUCAAAUUUACUUUCAGAAUAUAUAUUUCCCCCAUAUACGGUCCAAUGUAGAUAAAUUGCAAUGAUAGAGUAGUUUUAUGAAUUUUAAACAAACUGCCUUACUUAUAUAUAUAUAUAUACAUACCAAUAUUGUAUCUAAUUCUACAAAAACGUUUUCGACAUUCGUGUUCUGUAAUCACCCGUUUUUGUGAUUUGGGUGUUUAGUUUACUUUACGCGCUAUAUAUGUAUCUUUCGCACAUUGAUAUCAAUAAACUAACUCCGAUCAUA